Messenger RNA from Gastrolobium bilobum, 1092 nucleotides. RefSeq lists its product as uncharacterized. The record is from RefSeq and is a predicted model, not a curated record. The coding region runs from base 1 to 1092 and encodes 363 amino acids. Lineage: Eukaryota; Viridiplantae; Streptophyta; Magnoliopsida; Fabales; Fabaceae. The transcript is spliced from 2 exons.
AUGGCUUUCUUUCGCUCAACCACAGAUCCAGGUUCCAAUGUGACUGUGACCAAAGAAGAGUUCAACCUCUUUCACAACAUUGAUCGUUUACUCUUCACCCGUUUGGUUGUGAAACUUGGCCGUGACCCAGGCCAAUCCAUACAUGUCAUGUCCUUCAUCUUGUUCCUUGAAAAGAUGAGCAAAGAUUUCAGAUUGGUGAAAAACUUGCUCAGUUGGCCUGAUAAAAUGCUUCAUAAUCUCGCAGAUGAGUCCCUCUUGGCCUUGAAUUGCAUUGAAAGUGUCCAUUUCCCUUACAAUGCUAAUAUUCAUGAUAAGGGUUUGCCUUUGAUCCAAAACCUCACUCGUAUGACUAUUUCCCUGAAAUACUUGACUGAGAAACGCAUGCAUAUAAUCCCUGCAGUCACUAAGUUACUCAAUGAGGUUUGUUCUAGAGCUUUCACUGACAUAGUACAGAAAGUGCAGUACGAGAAAGCUAUGAAGGAACAGAACUUCAAUGUUCCAAAUCUUUAUGGGACAAUUCCUAAUCCUUAUAUGCAGCAACAAGUGUUAUAUUUUGCCCCAGCUCCUCCUAGGGUUGCAAUUGUGCAACCCCAACAGAUUGCUGUGCCGGUAACUCAAUGGAAUGAAGGAAGUUCGAGUCAUUAUGGUGUUUCAAAUAGAAAAGAGUUUAAUAGAGGAUUCAAUCAGAUUACGACCAUGUUUGCUACUAAUCUUUCUCUAGGUAGUGAGAGAAAGGAAGUGACUGUAGAUGAUAGGACAAUCUUUAUGACAUUCUCCAAAGGAUACCCCAUUUCAGAGUCUGAAAUCCGAGAUUUCUUCUCAAGAAGAUAUGGAUAUAUAGUUGAAGAUUUGUAUAUGCAAGAAGUUCAGCCACCCGAGCAACCAUUGUAUGCUCGCCUUGUGGUUCGACCUGAGGCCAUAAAUGUGAUUGAUCAUUUCUUUGAAGCCACAAGUAGAGUCAAAUUUGCCAUCAAUGGGAAGCAUAUUUGGGCUAGAAGAUAUUUUCGUAAGGGUGGCAAGUCACCACCAGCAACAUCCCCAGUGACUUCUCGAACACCUUCACCAUCUGAACCAGGGACAUCUUAUGGAUGA